AUGCUAAAUAAUGAACAACUCUAUACUAUAGGGGCCUCUAUAGGAAGCAGGAGACCCCACAACUCUUCUCAGGUGUCUCCGCCUGCUACACCUCUUUCAGUGCAGCAGCAAGAAAAAGAAUUGCUGCUGAUGCCUGCUUCAGCAUCAGCAGCAGCUCCUGCUGCUGCUGAUGCAGCAGCAGCAGCAGCAGCAGGAGCAGGCAGCAAACGGUUUAUACAGGAGGGAGUCCACAGCGCUCGUAUGCCCGACAUGCUGGCGACUCCGCGUGAGAGCAGCGCGUUAGAGAGUGCAAAGGCUUUGAUAGAGAGACAAAAAGAAAAGAUAGAAGAGCUGUCUCAGACAGUAUUUAUGCUGCAGCAAGGUAGAGGUGAACAAGAGCAGCGGCUGCAGCAAGACCUUGUGGGGUAUGUACAAGAAAACCAGAGGCUACGCCUACAGCUGGACGCUCUUAAGGGGGAUCUACAGGCUCUAGAAUACAGGAGAACUAAAGGAGACAAUGAAUUACAAACGCUUGUAGAGACACUUGCUGCAGCAGAGAAAGCUGUCGCUGAAAGAGACGCUCUCAUACGACGCCUGCAGAGCGCGGACAAGACAGCUGAAAAUGAACGCCUUAAAGAAGAACAGCAGCGGCUGCUGCACCGCCUUAGCAAACUGCAGAAGUUAGUUGGGGCCUCAGGAGAAGGAGAUGCAGAGGGGCGCUCUGCUCAAGAUCUAGCUGGGGACCUUGUGCGAGUGCAAAGAGACAUCGAAUUGCAUCGGGGCACCACCCGCCAACUCGGCAAUACAAUUGAAGAGCUCAGGGUUUCAAAGAUGUGCCUCGUUCAAUCAGAAGCGGAUCUGCUGGAGGGUCAGAAGCUGAUUGAAGAACAACGCGCUGAGAUCCAGCGUCUCUACAAAAUUGUGGAGGCAUUAAAUCGCGAGAAGGCGCUGGUGCCGCCUGUGGUGCUGACCUUACCGAAAUAUCUGCGAGGAGUUGGCGAGGCGCAGCUGGAGGCCUUAUCAAAUAAACUUAGUUUAAUACUGCAGGCUUUACAGAGAGAGAGACAGACAACAACUGAAGAUGAUGCAGAAGACCGAACGUCUUUCGCUUUGGUGCAGCAAAGAAUGUUUGAAGAGCAGCAGGCUUUGCUUAAAAG
This is a messenger RNA of Eimeria acervulina, 1136 nucleotides long. RefSeq lists its product as hypothetical. Lineage: Eukaryota; Apicomplexa; Conoidasida; Eucoccidiorida; Eimeriidae. The annotation marks the transcript as partial. The transcript is spliced from 8 exons. The record is from RefSeq and is a predicted model, not a curated record.